Molecule: messenger RNA, 1047 nt
Organism: Exophiala viscosa
Lineage: Eukaryota; Fungi; Ascomycota; Eurotiomycetes; Chaetothyriales; Herpotrichiellaceae
Exons: 3
Coding region: 167-865 (232 amino acids)
Source: RefSeq, a predicted model, not a curated record
CCCCGCUAUUAUUAUUUUACAGUUUGUGAACGAGGUGCUAGUUCCGCAUGGGCCGUAACAUCAUUCAUAUAAGCGGCGUACAGCCAACGACUAUAGAGGCCAAGAGCAACAGGACCACAACACUGAGUCAGGGAUACGAGGCUGAGUAGACACCAGCUAAUAAGAAAUGCAAUCAACGUGCUAUGCCAUUCGUCUGAUCGGCCCAACUUCCAUGUGUCAUUCUUCACGGAGAAACCUGCCCUCCCUCGAGUAUUGUACAAUUUGUGAUCUCUUCAAAGUGUCCACAGCUUACAGCAAGGCUGCAAGACCCAAAAGAGCAGCACCAGCAACACCAGUCAAUCCAGUUGGCAAAGCAGCAGCGGCAUUCGUGGCGCCAGCAGAGGAUGCGGCAGAUGAGGCUCCAGAUGCAGCACUAGAUGCCUUACUGGCUGCGGCGGAUGUGGCAGAGGAGAUGACGGAUCCAGCCUUGGAAGUGGCAGAGCCAAUUGUGCUUGUAGCAGAGCUGAGAGCACCUGCAGCCUCGCUGGUGAUGCUACCCAGGAUCGAUUUUUCGGCCGAGGUCAAUGAAGCGAGGGAAGAAGCAGCACCGCUGCUGCCGGCGAGGGCUGCAGAGCUGAGGCUCGAAAGGGUGGCAGAGAAGGCGGACUCGGCGGAGCUGAAGCUUUGUGCGAUGGAGCUUUCGGCGGCAGCACCAGAUGCGGCUGCAGACUCAGAGGCGAAGGAACUGCCAGAUGCCUCGGCUGAGCUAGCAUCCUGCGCCAAAGCCGGGACGGCGGCGAGGAGGGAGAAGAGGAGGACGUUGGUGAGCUGCAUGUUGGCUGUCUUUUGGAAGGAGACUGAGUAUCAGGAAGGAGGUUUUAGUUGAAAAGGUGGGUUGCUGUCUUGUAGAGGCGAAGUGUGUGGCUGUUGGAGUGAUGUGAGACGAGGUAGAUGCGAGGGAUGGGGGACGAUGCAAUAUAUGUCUCGAUUGGCGAGAGCGACGAAAGAUCUGGAAUUCAGGUUUGACUACUCGGUAAGGAAGCGGCAAAUCGGAAGUGACUUCAAGUU